CGUUUUACAAACACAAAUUAAAGGACUGGCAUUGCUUUCCGGUUAUGCUUUUGUAGCCGCAGGUGUCAACAGUGUCGUCGCUCGUGUACAUCUACUUAUCCUCCCCUUUUAAAAGCUAGCACUGGGGCUAAUUGAUGCUAUUUGAUAGAUUUCUUUGCUUCUUAAUAAUUUAACCCAGCUAGCUUUCCAACAGCUAACUCACGGCUUGCAUCGGUAAUUAAUUCCUACAGGUUUCUUCCGUCCGUAUUUCCGUUCCUCAUCUAGCUUAUCAGCAUGAGUGAUCCGUGGCAGGAGUGCAUGGAUUACUGCAUUGAGGUCACCAAACGGGCUGGAAAGAUGAUCUGCGAGGCGCUCCAGAAGGACAUCGCCGUCAUGCAAAAGAGCUCGCCAGUUGACCUGGUGACCGAGACGGACCAGAAAGUGGAACAGCUCAUUAUAUCUUCCAUCAAGGAAAAGUACCCAACACACAGCUUUAUAGGUGAGGAGUCCGUAGCAGCCGGUGCGCCCAGCGUCCUCACUGAUAAUCCCACUUGGAUUAUCGACCCUAUCGAUGGCACCACCAACUUUGUUCACAGGUUCCCGUUUGUGUCUGUAUCAAUCGGCUUCACAGUGAAGAAGGAGAUCGAGUUUGGGAUUGUCUACAGCUGCGUCGAGGACAAAAUGUACACUGCACGGAAAGGAAAGGGAGCAUUCUGCAAUGGAGUCCCUAUCAAGGUGUCUGGACAAGAAGACAUUAGUAAAUCUUUGGUGCUGACAGAAAUGGGCUUCAAGGAGGAACCUGAGCAAUUCAAAACAAUGCUGGCCAACAUCAGGAACAUCCUUAGCAUCCCUGUACAUGGAAUCCGCUCCCCGGGCAGCGCAGCUGUCAACAUGUGUCUGGUAGCGUGCGGAUCGGCUGAUGCUUACUACCACAUGGGCAUCCACUGCUGGGACAUGGCUGGAGGGGCAGCAGUUGUUACCGAAGCUGGAGGAGUCAUCAUGGACAUUUCAGGUGGAGCGUUUGAUUUGAUGUCUCGCAGGCUGAUUGUGGCCAGCAGCAGAGUGAUAGCAGAGCGCAUUGCGAAGGAGAUAAGAGAGUUUCACGUUGGCAGGGACGACACAGACGACUAGUUAACUGCUGCGCUCCCCUCGGCUCGCUCUAGUCAUACAAACGCCCUCAGCUGUUCUGUACGUUAACAGGUCUCAAACCCGUCUUUGCCUUAAGAACCAAAACUGCAAACUUACCUCUGAAGGACAUCCGAGUGAGUUUAAGUAUUCAGAGCUUACACUUUCUGCCUUUGUUGUAAAGUCAUUGUUGCAUUUCAGCACUUGGUUGUUCAUAGAUGUAGACUUUGGAUUCGGUUGUAAUUUAAACAGAUAUGAUCUUCUGAAUGCCCUUCUUCACAUUUGUUUUUAUUCUGAAGUUUUUAAUUUCUUAGUAUUUAUUUAUUUAUUUAUGUAAAUGCCAAAAUGAACGUAAAAGAAUUUGAUGGUUACACUUCCUCAACACAGCACUAUGGAACCAACGUUAGUGUUUGAGUGCAUACAUUUGCUUAAACUAUUGAGUUUUAGAGUCAUCACGAGUUUGCACUUUGUAAUGCCAGUAUGUGUGCCUACAGCUACUGUACUGUAUAACUGUAUUCUUUAUCAAUCAAAAAGGAUACACUAAGGAUGUUUUUCAAAAUGUGCGCUUGUUUUGUGUUUUUGUAAGAAUGCAAUAAAGACAGCAAAUAAAAGCACUAUAAAUAAUAAUA
Archocentrus centrarchus (flier cichlid) is the source of this 1733-nucleotide messenger RNA. RefSeq names its product inositol monophosphatase 1. Bases 274 to 1110 code for a protein of 278 amino acids. The transcript is spliced from 8 exons. Gene Ontology annotation, biological process: inositol metabolic process; signal transduction; phosphatidylinositol phosphate biosynthetic process. Gene Ontology annotation, molecular function: inositol monophosphate 1-phosphatase activity. The record is from RefSeq and is a predicted model, not a curated record. Lineage: Eukaryota; Metazoa; Chordata; Actinopteri; Cichliformes; Cichlidae.